CGAGAACAACCGCAGAGGCAAAUCUUAAAACUUGCCAAUAAAACUAGCAGAGGGGGGAAUGGCAGAACCAGCCCAAGUCCCACUGUCACGUCUCGUCGUACCCAUCCUCCUCAUAGUUGGCUGGAUCAUGGGCUGUGCGCUAGUGGUUUACAUUGUCUUCUCUUGAUGGAAGACAGAAGAAUUCACGGUUAUGUUGAUUAGAAGAACCUGGAAGUUAAAUUGAAAUUUCUAAUGAAUACAAUAUGUAUAAAAUGAGUUCAUUUUAAUAUCAACACUGUAAACAUGGU
This is a messenger RNA of Tyto alba (common barn owl), 287 nucleotides long. RefSeq names its product small transmembrane regulator of ion transport 1 (gene STRIT1). Lineage: Eukaryota; Metazoa; Chordata; Aves; Strigiformes; Tytonidae. The transcript is spliced from 3 exons. The record is from RefSeq and is a predicted model, not a curated record. Bases 59 to 166 code for a protein of 35 amino acids. Gene Ontology annotation, biological process: regulation of ATPase-coupled calcium transmembrane transporter activity; regulation of slow-twitch skeletal muscle fiber contraction.